Molecule: messenger RNA, 2256 nt
Organism: Phyllostomus discolor (pale spear-nosed bat)
Lineage: Eukaryota; Metazoa; Chordata; Mammalia; Chiroptera; Phyllostomidae
Product: vomeronasal type-1 receptor 4-like
Exons: 2
Coding region: 315-1253 (312 amino acids)
Biological process (GO): G protein-coupled receptor signaling pathway
Cellular component (GO): membrane
Molecular function (GO): pheromone receptor activity
Source: RefSeq, a predicted model, not a curated record
ACAAAGUUUUCAAAAAAUAUUCUCAACUCCCAAGCCUAUCAGUGUCAGUGCUGCUACAGAUGAAGUGAUAAUUGCAGAACUGAGGGGGAGGGGAGGUCACCGAUUCACAACUUAUAUCUUGGAGUUUGGCUGUCUCCCUACUACAUGUACUGACAGCUGACUUCACCAUCAGCCAGUGUGCAGGGAGCAGGAAGAAGUCGGUGGGUUUUCUCUUUAUCAAUCUGAGAGGUAGAGACUGUAAGGGAAGGCGUUGUAUCAGGAGUCCAGGGUCCUCUAGUUCAGAAGACAAAGACCAGUCCCUGACAACACAAGGCAUGGCCACUAGAUAUUUGGCCAUAGGAAUGACCUUUUCCCUACAGACUAUUGGAAUCCUGGGGAAUUUCUCUCUGCUUUCCCAUAAUUUCUUCAUUUACUUCACUGGGUACAGGCUGAGGCCCAUACAUUUGAUUGUCAACAACCUGCUUGUGGCCAAUGCCUUGGUUCUGAUCUCUAAUGGAAUUCAUGUUACAAUGAUAUAUUUUGGGUGGUACCACCAUCUCAGUGAUUUUGGAUGUAGAUUUUUCCCCUAUUUACGUGGCAUUGGCAGGGGUGUGUCCAUUGGCACCACCUGCCUCCUGAGUGUCUUCCAGGCCAUCACCAUCAGCCCCACAAACUCCAGGUUGGCAGGGUUUAAACAAAAAGCUCCCAAGUACAUUGUCCCUUUAAUUUUAUUGUGGUGGGUCCUGCAGAUGCUGGUAAAUGUAGUUAUUCCUUUAUUUAUGUCGGGCAAUUUGAGCAACAAAAACAUAACAAAGAGGAAAAAUUGGGGAUUCUGUUCCACUCUUUAUACUGAUGAAACCACAGACUCAUUAUUUGCAGCAUUGUUAGCAUCCCCUGAUGUUGUAUGUUUUGUACUCAUGCUCUGGGCCAGUGGCUCCAUGGUCUUCAUCCUGUACAGACACAAGCAGAGGGUCCGACACAUUCAUGUAACUCCUAUCUCCUCCCAAUCCUCCCCCGAGUACAGAGCUACCAAAAACAUCUUUCUCCUGGUGAGCACCUUUGUCUUUUUUAACACACUUUCCUCCAUUUUUCUUAUUGCUGUGAUUGUUUUUAGUAAUACCAGCUUGUUUCUCCCUGGUAUCAAUGCAUUAAUUGUUAUGUGUUUCCCAACUUUCAUUCCCUUCUUGAUGAUGACCCAGGAUUCCACUGUCUCCAAGUUCAGCUUUGCCUGGAUAAGGAAUGUAAAAUCUCCUAAUCUUAUGAGAAAUAUGUAAAGUGUAUGUAUUUUAAUUUAAUGUACCUUAAAUCAUUAGUCCAUUAAAUUGUAUGUAAGUUUGGUGUAUCACACUAAAUUCUGCAGAAAUGAGCAAGACAUGGAAGCCUAAGAAAACUUAAAUGAAUGAGGAUCACCCUUGGCUGGUCCCUGCUGAAGAUGAAGACAGCAGUGCUGGAAGGAAAUUCAGUCCAUGAGGAAAGCUUGUGGCAGCCUGUUAUGAUCUUGUGCAUGACACCCUGGAGAGGCAGUGGUCUGUUUAUUUCAAAUAAUGCUAUUCUGAAGGUAGAUGAGCAUAUUUGACACAUUUUCAAGUAGAAAUGGCCAGAUUUAACUGGAGUGGGGCAUAGGGGAACAUAAAGUUACAUUUUAGCUCAUUUGAGCUACAUCAUGGGAGUGUGACAAUUUUGAAAAGACGUGAAUUGCACUGAAUUGGGACUUAUAGGAGGCAGAUAUUUCCCUUUUGUGAAAAGGAUUUGGCAUGUUGGUAAAAAGGUCUGGAGGCGCACACUCUUGUCUCUAAAGUGAUGACAUUAAUUCAUGGUAGGAACUUCCAUUAAAUCUGUGGCAGUGCAAUGAGGGGCAUUUGAAAGGCAGACAGAAAUGCCUUCUGUGUAUUGGAGUUUGUGUUCCAUUGUUCUGCAAAGAGCCAAGUGGGUAUUUCCUUAAUUUUAGAUGUUUUGUAUAGUUUUCUCUGCAUUUACUUUCAAAGCUGAUACAAAGUAUUGAUAAUCCAACAAUUUGAAAAAGGAAUUAUUUUGACCUAAUAUAUUGAACCUUGUACCACAAUAAAAAUCCAUAUUUUCAGCUGAUGGGAGACCCUUCAAUAUUUACUCUAAGUUACAUCACAAUGGAAUAAGAGGAAAAAAGAUGUAUAGAAACAUACAUACGUACAAUUGUAUGUGCCCAUAUUUAUGUUUGUGUGGUCAGUGUAUACAUAUGUGUGUAUGUGUCUGCCUAUGGUCUGUGUGUGGGUAUAUCUGCAUUUGGACUGUAUGUAUGUC